AUGUUCGGUCUGAAGAUGCUUCCACUUCUGCUGUUACUCCACGUGCAGCUUUCCAAGGCCUUUCUAGUACAUUCUGAAUUCCUAGAAGAGAAAACUACAAAAAUUGUUCAGAAUUACCUAGAAAAGUUCUACCAAUUACCAAGGUACAAAUAUCAGUCUGAAAGGAAGAACAGCACUAGUGUGAUUGUUGAGAAGCUUAAAGAAAUGCAGCAAUUCUUUGGGCUGAACAUAACAGGGAAGCCAAAUGAGGAAACCUUGGAGAUCAUGGGAAAGCCUCGCUGUGGAGUGCCCGACACUGGCAAUUUUAUGAUAACUCCAGGAAACCCCAAGUGGAAACAAACUGAUCUGACCUACAGGAUUAUUAACUAUACCCCAGACUUGUCAGAGGCUGAAGUGGAAACAGCUCUUGAGAAAGCCUUUAAACUCUGGAGUCUCGUGUCACCCCUGAACUUCACCAAGACCUCACAGGAAGAAGCAGAUAUCAAGAUUGCCUUUCUCCAAGGAGAUCAUGGGGACAAUUCUCCAUUUGAUGGACCCAAUGGAAUCCUUGCUCAUGCCUUUCAGCCAGGCCCAGGUAUUGGAGGAGAUGUUCAUUUUGAUGCAGAAGAAACAUGGACCAAUACCUCCAGAAAUUACAACUUGUUUCUUGUUGCUGCCCAUGAAUUUGGCCAUUCCUUGGGGCUGGCUCAUUCCUCUGACCCUGGUGCCUUGAUGUAUCCCAACUACGCUUUCAGUGAGCCCAGCACCUACUCACUCCCUCAAGAUGACAUCAGUGGCAUUCAGGCCAUCUAUGGACCUUCAAGCAACCCUGUGCAACCUACUGGACCAACCACACCCACAGCCUGUGACCCCAGACUGACAUUUGAUGCUAUCACUACACUCCGCGGAGAAAUACUUUUCUUUAAAGACAAGUACUUCUGGAGAAAGCAUCCUCACCUACGAAGAGUCGAACUCAAUUUCAUUUCUCUCUUCUGGCCAUCCCUGGUAAAUCGUAUACAGGCUGCUUAUGAGGAUUUUGACAAGGACCUAAUUUUCAUAUUCAAAGGCAAUCAGUACUGGGCUGUAAGUGGCUAUGAUAUUCAGCAAGGUUAUCCCAAGAAUAUAGCAAACUAUGGCUUCCCAAGCAGUGUCCAAGCAAUAGAUGCAGCUGUUUCCUACAGGGGAAAGACAUACUUCUUUGUAAACAACCAAUUCUGGAGAUAUGAUGAUCAAAGUCAAUCCAUGGAACCAGGUUAUCCCAAAAGCAUAGCAAGUAGCUUUCAAGGAAUAGAAAGUAGAGUUGAUGCAGUUUUCCAGAAGAAUUCCUUCUUCUUUUUCUUCAGUGGACCAAGAUAUUAUGCAUUUGAUCUUAGUGCUCGUAGGAUUACUAGAGUUGAAAGAAGCAAUAGAUGGCUUAACUGUAGAUAA
Molecule: messenger RNA, 1407 nt
Organism: Lipotes vexillifer (Yangtze River dolphin)
Lineage: Eukaryota; Metazoa; Chordata; Mammalia; Artiodactyla; Lipotidae
Gene: MMP8
Product: matrix metallopeptidase 8
Exons: 10
Coding region: 1-1407 (468 amino acids)
Biological process (GO): proteolysis; extracellular matrix organization; collagen catabolic process
Cellular component (GO): extracellular matrix
Molecular function (GO): zinc ion binding; metalloendopeptidase activity
Source: RefSeq, a predicted model, not a curated record